This is a messenger RNA of Esox lucius (northern pike), 1914 nucleotides long. It is a transcript of the gene aldh1a3, whose product is annotated as aldehyde dehydrogenase 1 family, member A3. Gene Ontology annotation, molecular function: aldehyde dehydrogenase (NAD+) activity. The record is from RefSeq and is a predicted model, not a curated record. The transcript is spliced from 13 exons. NCBI's taxonomy places the organism in Eukaryota, Metazoa, Chordata, Actinopteri, Esociformes, Esocidae. The coding region runs from base 66 to 1613 and encodes 515 amino acids.
CUACUAACGCGCAGUAGACAGACUCAAAGGCAGGAUACACUGGUGGACAGGACCGGUGACGUAGAAUGGCUCAGAACGGAACUACGGAGAACGGAGUGACAGGGGUGAAUAGUCAGGGGAGUCCUCCCAUGCCUUUUCCUCAGCCGGUCAAAGUGCAGGAGAUACGCUACACCAAGAUUUUUAUCAAUAACGAGUGGCACGCCUCUGUCAAAGGAAAGACUUUUCAGACGUUCAAUCCAGCAACUGGUGUCAAAAUCUGUGACGUGGAGGAAGCGGACAAAGCAGAUGUGGACAAGGCUGUGAAGGCCGCUAGAGCAGCUGGCCAGAAGGGCUCCCCGUGGCGUAGGAUGGACGUGUCUAGUCGAGGACGACUCCUGCACAAGCUUGCCGACCUGAUUGAGAGGGACCGGACACUGCUAGCGACCAUGGAGACUAUGGACACUGGGAAACCGUUCUUACAUUCUUUCUUCAUUGACCUGGAUGGCAGCAUCAAAACCCUUAGAUACUAUGCUGGUUGGGCUGACAAGAUACAUGGCAAAACCAUGCCAGUAGAUAACACUUUUAUGUGUUUCACUAAACACGAGCCCAUAGGUGUGUGUGGAGCCAUCAUUCCAUGGAACUUCCCCUUGCUGAUGUUCAUGUGGAAGGUGGCCCCGGCGUUGUGCUGCGGUAACACAGUGGUCAUCAAGCCCGCCGAGCAGACCCCUCUCACUGCCCUGCACGUAGGGGCCCUCAUCAAAGAGGCCGGUUUUCCCCCUGGUGUGGUGAACAUCGUGCCGGGGUUUGGUCCCACAGCAGGGGGAGCUAUUGCCAGUCAUAUGGGCGUCGACAAAGUGGCAUUCACAGGCUCUACGAAGGUAGGCCAGUUCAUCAAAGAGGCCGCAGCCAAGAGUAAUCUGAAAAGGGUGACUCUGGAGCUGGGAGGGAAGAACCCUUGCAUUGUCUUUGCUGACUCUAACUUGCAGUUGGCGGUGGAGGAGACCCAGAAGGGAGCCUUCUUCAACCAGGGCCAGUGUUGCACGGCCGCGUCGCGUGUCUACGUGGAAGAGGAGAUCUACGAGGAGUUUGUGCGUCGUAGCGUUGAGAGUGCUAAGAGUAUCGUCAUCGGAGACCCCCUGGACCCACGCACCGUACACGGACCACAGAUCGAGCAGAAGCAGUUUGAUAAAAUACUGGAGUUGAUUGACAGCGGGAAGAAGGAGGGAGCCAGACUGGAGUGUGGGGGCGCGGCCAUAGAGGACACAGGCCUCUACAUACAGCCCACUGUCUUCUCCGGAGUCAAGGACCAUAUGCGCAUUGCCAAGGAAGAGAUCUUUGGGCCGGUCCAAUGCAUAUUCCGCUUCAAGAGCCAGCAGGAGGCGAUAGAGAGAGCCAACAGUACAGAGUAUGGCCUGGCUGCUGCCGUUUUCACAAGCAAUCUGGACCGGGCUCUCUCUGUGUCUGCAGACCUGGAAACGGGUACCGUCUGGGUGAACUGCUAUAAUGCCCUCCACGCCCAGGCACCAUUUGGUGGAUACAAAAUGUCGGGCAACGGACGAGAGCUUGGUGAGUACGCGUUGGCGGAGUACUCUGAGGUGAAAGCUGUAACCAUCAAACUGACUGAGACACAGUGAGGGACACAGGAAAGGGAACACACCAUUUCUACAACAACGGCCAGCACUUCUCUGUCAAUCAAUCUGGGCUGCAUCCCAACACUCUGAAGCCACUCACCAUUCUCAUCUCCUUGUCUCUGUUUUACUGUCCCUGCUCUGAACUCUGUUAAUGUUCUUUCAUUUUAAAUGUAGUUGUUUACACUGUACUUGGUUGUUAAUGUUUUUUUGUGCUGUGAUGUUACGCAUUUAUGGAUCCUAGGUUGAACCACUGCUGCUUGCGAAGUAGCCAAUGCUAAUAAAAUCUGAAUCCUGUUCUUCAUAA